UCCUGAAUAACACACGCAGACGCAGUGAAGCAUUCACGAUUUCGGCUAACAAAACGAAACCGUCAUUCUCUCCCCCUCCAGCCCGCGCUUUCUUUCUCUCAAUUUUGUUCCCCUGAGCCUCCCCUCAAUCGACAGUCAUACCUUCAACAGGAGGAGAACCCCCUUUUAUCUAUACAGACGGUCUCGAACUCACGGGCUUGCCCUAACUUUGGUGUCCGCAAGCUGUUCGACGAAAUGCCUCAUCCAGUCUAAAUCACUCUAAACUAGCUAUAGUCUCUCCUCCACAAGCUCUCGGCAUCUUUUUUCUAUUCAAGUAUGGAAGUGGGCCACUGCUAUUUGGACGGCAACGCCGAUGCAGUGGAGUUCUGUCCGCACCAGCCCUACCACCACAUACUGGCGGCUGCUACUUACAACUUGCAGGAAGGUGAUCAGCCUACUCGAAUGGGCAGCAUUUCACUCUUUCUGGUCGAUGCUCAAGAGGGCCAGUUUGAGCUGGUUCACCAAGUGAAAACUGCUGGGAUAUUCGAUGUCAAGUGGAGCCCGGUUGGUGGGAGUGUGAGCCCGCUUCUUGGGCAAGCUGACGCUGAUGGGUACUUGAGAAUUCAUGGCCUGCAGAGCUCCUCAGAUGCACCGAAAGUUUACUCACUGGAAGAGGUAGCAAGUCAAAAGAUUAGCUCUUCCUCUAUGUGUCUCUGCUUGGAUUGGAAUCCAUCAGCCACUUCCAUUUCGCUGGGGCUUUCAGAUGGCUCUGUCUCAGUAGUUUCAAUCUCAGAAUCCCAACUGGUAGUAGUUCAAGAGUGGCAAGCACAUGCCUUCGAGUUGUGGACUGCUUCCUUCGAUAUUCACCAGCCUCAUUUGGUAUACUCCGGGUCGGAUGACUGCAAAUUCAGUUGCUGGGAUUUGAGGGAUGACCCUUCUUCCAAUUCGGUGUUCCAGAACUCCAAGGUUCAUAAGAUGGGCGUUUGUUGCAUUGCAAAGAAUCCCACUGACCCCAAUGCAUUGCUGACGGGGAGUUAUGACGAGCAUCUCCGAGUAUGGGAUGUCAGAUCGAUCUCAAAACCGGUGAACCAAGUCUCCCUGCGCUUAGGGGGAGGAGUUUGGAGAGUUAAGUACCAUCCAUUUGUUGCAGAUGUUGCAUUAGCAGCAUGUAUGCAUAAUGGAUUUGCUAUUGUUAAGAUCAAUGAUGGGGGAAGUGAGAUAAUUGAGACGUAUGAUAAGCACGAAUCGCUGGCUUAUGGUGCUGAUUGGCAGAGAGGUGGCCUUUGUGGGGAAGGCAGAGGAAAGAGCGCUGCAGUUGCAACCUGCUCCUUCUAUGACAAGCUUGUGCGGGCAUGGAUUCCUCAAAAUGUCAUUGUUUAACAAGUGACUUUCAGCAUGCUUUUGAAAAUGCUUCUUGUGAGCACACUUCCUGAAUUCACUCAUCAAUUGCUGCUUCUGCGGGUGCUUUAUCAGUGUACUUUAUGAGGCCAAUGUAUCAUUAUCAUCUGUGACAAAACAAUUGUUUUGGAUGGGAUUCCCUGUUCUUCUUUUUAUGCCAUUAAAUACCUGAUCUUUGGCAUAUGCUCUUGAUCUCAGACAGAAGUCCUCGAAACAGGGGAUGAGGUCGGGCUUUGUAUAUGUUUUCCAACUCAGGAACAGGUUUUCGCUACUUGGCUUGUAUCGUUGAACUUGUUGUGCUCUGUUUUCUAGUUUAUUUGAUAAAUUUGCUUCCAUGGUUGUGGACGGUUGAGCCUUUGGUCUCUGCUACAGGAAAAAAGGUAUCGUACAGCACAAUAAAGUUUGUUUUUAC
Molecule: messenger RNA, 1789 nt
Organism: Linum tenue
Lineage: Eukaryota; Viridiplantae; Streptophyta; Magnoliopsida; Malpighiales; Linaceae
Source: the annotation of a GenBank genome assembly